Emiliania huxleyi CCMP1516 is the source of this 1080-nucleotide messenger RNA. RefSeq names its product branched-chain amino acid aminotransferase. The record is from RefSeq and is a predicted model, not a curated record. NCBI's taxonomy places the organism in Eukaryota, Haptophyta, Isochrysidales, Noelaerhabdaceae. Gene Ontology annotation, biological process: branched-chain amino acid metabolic process. Gene Ontology annotation, molecular function: branched-chain-amino-acid:2-oxoglutarate transaminase activity. The transcript has a single exon. The annotation marks the transcript as partial.
ACGUCUGCGCUGAGCCCGCCCGCCGCCGGCGUCGACUUCGACUCCUUCUCCUUUGGGCUCAACGGCGUUCAGACCGACAGCAUGUGGGUCUCGACGUUCAACGCGGAGCACGGCGAGUGGGACGUCGGCGGCCUGGUGCCCCGCGGCCCGCUCGCGCUCGACCCCGCAUCGACGGCGAUCAACUACGGGCAGUCCAUCUUCGAGGGCCUCAAGGCCUUCCGCCAGGUGGACGGUGGCGUCAAGAUCUUUCGGCCCGACCGCAACGCGGCUCGCAUGCGGGAGGGGUCUGCGCGCUUCCUCCUCCCCGACCUGCCCGAGGAGCUCUUCCUGCACGCCUGCGACGCGGUGGUUGCCGCCAACGCCCGCUGGGUCCCCCCGCACAAGCGUGGCACCCUCUACCUCCGCCCGCUGCUGCUCGGCUCCGGAGCCGCCCUCGGCGUUGGCCCGUCGCCCGUGACGACCUUCUGCGUGUACGCAUCGCCCGUGGGCAACUACUUCAAGGGCGGAGUGGGCGAGGCGCCGCCCAUCUCGCUGCAGGUCGCCGGCCAGUACCGCCGCGCCAUGCGUGGCGGUGCCGGCCGUACCAAGGCUGCGGGCAACUACGCGCCUUGCUUUGCGGCGUCCAAGGAGGCCAAGGGGGCAGGCUUCUCGGAGACGCUCUUCCUGGACGCGGCGCAGGGCACGUUCAUCGAGGAGGCGGGCGCGUCCAACUUCUUCGCGGUCGUCCCGGCGGCGAGCGGCGGGCUCGAGCUCGUGACGCCGCCGGUGGAGGCGGGCACCAUCCUGCCGGGCGUCACGCGUGCGAGUGUGCUGGCGCUGGCGCGUGCGGAGCUGGGACACCUGCUCACCGCUGGCGUCGCGGAGCGGCCGCUCGCCCUCGAGGAGAUUGAGCAUGCGACCGAGGUCUUUUGUACCGGCACCGGCGCGAGCAUCUCCUCCGUCGGCUCCGUCACGGCGCCGCUCGGCGAGGAUGGCUGCUCGGCGAUGUACGAGAUGAACGGCUGGGGAGAGGUGACCAAGGCGGUCGCCAACAAGCUGUUCGCCAUCCAGUGGGGCGAUUGCGCCGACGAGCACCAGUGG